Aaosphaeria arxii CBS 175.79 is the source of this 485-nucleotide messenger RNA. RefSeq lists its product as uncharacterized. The record is from RefSeq and is a predicted model, not a curated record. NCBI's taxonomy places the organism in Eukaryota, Fungi, Ascomycota, Dothideomycetes, Pleosporales. The transcript has a single exon. The coding region runs from base 40 to 339 and encodes 99 amino acids.
UAGGUUACCAGCAUUAUGGGGUUGUUGGACAGGGUCAGCAUGGACACGGACAUGGACUUGGGCAUGGGAUUCUUCCAUUCGACAACAACAUUGGCCACGGUCUUCACUCCGCUCACGGCCAUAUCCCCCUUCACAACCACACUCACACUCACCCUCACCAUAACCCUCAUGUCCAUCAUCAUACUAAUCACAACUUACACACCCACGCCCACGCUCAGAGUCAAGCCCAGGCUCAAGCCCAGGCACUCGCCCACGCUCAAUCCCACGCCCACUCGGCAUCCCUACACCACGGCCAUAUUAGCCACAGCCAAGGCCAAGGGCAUGUGCAAGGGUUACUAGGAACGCCAUCCACGCCAGGGACAUCAACAACGACCGCGGUAACUGGCAAUGGUAGUGGUGGAAUAUUAGCGGGAGGAUUGGGAAUGGGUAUGGGGAUGGGAAUGGGACAGAGUGAUCAUUUUGGUACUCAUUCUCUUAAUUCUGCU